UUGCGCGUCGCGAUAUCGGGCGCGAGCGGGUUCGUCGGCACGAAACUCGUCGCGAAGCUCCUCGCGGCCGGACACGAGGUCUUAGUCCUCGCCAGGGACGUGAACAAAGCCAGGAGCGCGCUCAAGCCGGAGACGCUCCCGAGAGGCGUCGUCGUCUUCGUGCCGCUGAGCCAGUGGGCGGCGGCGGUGGCGGACGUGGACGCCGUCGUGAACCUCGCGGGAGAGCCGAUCAGCACGCGAUGGUCGCCCGCGAUCAAGGCGGAGAUAAUGGCGUCCAGGGUGAAAGCGACGAAGCGCAUCGUCGACGCGGUGGAGGCGCUCGAGGAGCGCCGACGGCCGAAGGUGUUGGUGAACGCGAGCGCCAUCGGUUUUUACGGCACGUCGGAGAACGCGACGUUCGACGAGAGCGCGCCGCCCGGGGGCGAUUACCUCUCGAAAGUGUGCCAGUCCUGGGAGCAGACCGCGAUGGCGGUGGAGAACGUCGGCGUGAGGGUCGUGCUGCUGAGACUCGGGAUCGUCCUCGACCGCGACGGCGGCGCGCUCGGGAAGAUGCUCCCGACGUUUCAGGUUUUCGCGGGGGGGCCGAUGGGGGACGGGAGCCAGUGGUUCUCGUGGAUCCACAGAGAGGACGCGGUCGGGAUCAUCAUGGAAGCGAUCUCGAACGAGUCCAUGUCUGGUCCGGUGAACGUGACCGCGCCGAACCCGGUGAGGAUGGGGGAGAUGUGCACGGAGAUCGGCGCCGCGUUGGGACGGCCGUCGUGGCUGCCCGUGCCGGAUUUCGCCAUCCAGGCGCUGCUCGGCGAGGGCGCCACCGUCGUGCUCCGAGGGCAGAAGGUGGCCCCGAGCGCGGUGCUGAGGUCGGGGUACAAGUUCAAGUACGAGCGCAUAGACGACGCGCUGAAGAACAUCUUG
Molecule: messenger RNA, 912 nt
Organism: Micromonas pusilla CCMP1545
Lineage: Eukaryota; Viridiplantae; Chlorophyta; Mamiellophyceae; Mamiellales; Mamiellaceae
Exons: 1
Source: RefSeq, a predicted model, not a curated record